This is a messenger RNA of Rotaria sp. Silwood2, 339 nucleotides long. The record is from the annotation of a GenBank genome assembly. NCBI's taxonomy places the organism in Eukaryota, Metazoa, Rotifera, Eurotatoria, Philodinida, Philodinidae.
AUGGAUUAUCAACAUACAUCUUUUCUUGUAAAUCUUUUUCAAAAUUAUUAUCCUGAAUCACUUGGUCUUGGACUUGUUUUAAAUGCUCCUUGGUUAUUUACUAGCUGUUGGCGUAUUAUUAAACGAUGGUUAGAUCCACUUGUCGAAAGUAAAAUUCAUUUCAUCAACAAUGUUGAUGAUUUAACUCAAUUUAUUGAUUCAUCGAAUUUACCAAAACGAUUAAAUGGUGAAAAACCAGAUCACAAUUAUAUACCACCAACAGAACAAGAGACUUUAAUGUUAUCUGCACUUCAUAAUGAUUUUUAUAGAAAGAAAAUAGCAAAAGAAAAUCAUCAAUAA